CUGCGCUAGUCGGGGUAUAUGAAGGCUUUCGACAUAUCCUGCGUGUCAGUUUGGGAGACACAGUUGUGUCGGGAAUAUGUUUCCUCGGUAUCUGCAACACUAACAGGCUAAAAGAGAGAAACGCAACGGUCUUAGACGCAUUUAGGCCACCUGUGGAAGCAUUACAAUAUAUAUAUAUAUAUAUAUAAAUUUAUAACUGUUAAGUAUUGCAGGCGAGUCGAGUGUUUUAUCCAUCGCUGUCAACUAGAAUUCGCAUUUCGAAAUAUAGUUUUCGACGAAUGUUAAUGUCAAGUACUCGGAGAUGUGCUCUGAAGCUCUCAGUUCGUGGAAAUCUUGAACAUAAGACCAGAGAUAGCUUUUUUUAAGACUUACCUAAUCUCAUUUGAGAAUGUAGGUUGCAAUAUGAAACAUUGCUGUGUAAAAUAAGAAGACAAUACGUGGCAGGUGUUUGUGUUUCGUUUAAAUGACAAUGUCAAGUAUGAACAAGUACAUUGCAUUUCAUACAUAAAGACAUAAAGUGCAUUACGUGAGACCUAGUGUUAACUAUAUCUAACUCGGUGAUUUAGUCUACGAGUAUACACGAAUAACUGUAUUUUUGAAGACACCAAGAAAGACACACAAAUUACCAUGGAGUGCUCUGUCAGUUCUUCACUUUUCGUGGCGAUAACAUUUCUGGCCAUGGUUGAGGGUGUGCUAACCCUGUUUAUAUACAUUAAAGAGAGGCGUUUGAGGAAGAGAGAGCCGAGUCCUUUUGUUUACAGUCUGGCCGUUAGUAUUACCCUGCUAUCUGCGUUCUCCUUUGCCUACAAUGUCAGACUCCUUUCGCGUUCGUGCCAAAACGAUUGGAGUAUUAUGUGGUGCGUUGUUUUGAACAUUCUUCUGCGGUACCUGCACGUCGUCUCUUGCUUCUGCGUGACUUGUCUGGCUCUGUACCGAUACCUGUACCUGUGCUGGCCUCUCCGCUGCCCGAUGCUCGUCACCAAGCGCCGUUGUUACUACGUUACUCUAGCCUGCUGGACGCUGCCCAUCGCCCUGGUCGCCGUUCCGUCUGCGAUCGACGGCAAGGCUCCGUGCGCUGACAUGAAGGUAACCGACUCCUUCCGUAUCACCUACGUCGUCUUGUACAUCUUGGGAGCCCUCGCCACCUUCGUCGCAUACCUCCUGGUGGCGCUGGAGUUCAGGAGGAAACACAACAGUGCUUCGCCAACCGCAGACAUCGCCAAGUUCGACUUCCUCGUGAAAUUACGAACGGAGAGGUGUGCCCUUCACGUCUUCGUACUCUACACUAUCUUAUCUCUCCCUCAUAUCAUAAUGGUCAUCAUGAGCAUGAUCUACGACGAGAUCGCCCAGGUGAACAGGAACAUCCCAGCCCUCCUGCAGCGUCUGCACCUGCUGCUAUUCCUCCCUUUCUACGCCUGGGCCAAUCCCUUCUUCCGCGCCGCCUUCACUAGUUGGACCAAGAGGACGUGGUCGAGACUGACGUGCGGAGACAAAGAGGGUGACUUCCACCUCCACAGUAACGGCACGAAAGGGGAGUCGGCGGAGAAGGUGGAGGGUCUGCGGCAAGAACCCCCUGUUUGAUUUGGCUGCGGGCGGCUUGUCAUGCCUGUAACUUGUAGUGGUUGAUGUAAGGGAGUAGCCAGGAGUUUAGACGGUGGGAGUGGGAGGGUUGUGGGAGUGGGGGUGGAGGUGAAAGAGUUAGUUGAACUUAGCUUUCCAUGAGACCUUAGCUUUCUAGGGUCUGUGACGAUUCUCUCUUGUUGAAUUGACAGUUUACCUUUUGUAUUUUCCCAAUGGUUGACGAGUCAUAGGCAAACAGUUCAGCAUUAGAUGUGAACUCAAUAAACUGCAAAUCUCAAGAGCGGGUAUGUGCCUCCCUAGCCCCCUCGCUGGACCUGCUGUACCAAAAGCUUGAGUAAUCCCACGUGGCUCUACUGUUGUAAAUUGUAAAUAGCGAUGUGAUUAGCAUGUUUUCUAUUAAAAUUUAUAUAUAUAUAUAUAUAUAUAUAUAUAUAUAUAUAUAUAUAUAUAUAUAUAUAUUAGUAUGUAUGUAUGAGAAAGUGCCUUUUCAGUAAUAUGUUGGUGAUGAGGUGAUAACCAAUAUGUAAAUAUUAUAUAUUUAUUAGUAUGUAUGUAUGAGAAAGUGCAUUUUCAGUAAUAUGUUGGUGAUGAGGUGAUAACCAAUAUGUAAAUAUUAUAAAGAAAAAGUGUCUUCAGGUGAUGAAAAUUGAAUCUAUCAGUAGAUGUGUUAGGAAUCUCUUCGUUUCUUUAAAGAACAUAGAUGCUAACCUUCUGCUUUAAUACAUCUAAAUUGUGACUGUAAAAAUAAUAAUGAUAAUAAUUACGAAAAGAUGAUACACCUUUGAUAACUACGUGUAUCUUAUUAUCACCCUUCUAUCUCUCACUUACAAACAAGCACACGUAUAUACAUAUACACACACACGUACACUACAAGCACACAAGCGGAGACCAAAGCACGCAUAAUCAGUUGUCAGGAAGUUCAUUUGGCAACAUCAGAACGUUUUUCCCCAUGCGAGAUACUCGUCUCUCCUGUUAUACCUCAUUUAAACCACUGCGGUUCUGCUCUUGUUUCAGAAAAAAAGGAUUUCAAUGUGCUACUUAUAUAUAUAUAUAUAUAUAUAUAUAUAUAUAUAUAUAUAUAUAUAUAUCUGUGUGUCUGUAUAUAUACGUAUAUAUAUACAUGUCCAUUAUAUGUUAUUAUCAUUGUUAUGUGUCAAAAUAAUUGCAAAUAAGUGCGUGAAUAAGUUUAUAUGAUGCGACGAUUUGCCUAGUGCAGGUAAUAUUACUCAGGAAUUUAUUACGGGUGUAUAUAUUUUAGAAAUGUAAAGUUGUGUAUUAAAUCAAUGGAAGAAAAACUGUGAAUACUGGUUUUUAUUUUAUUAUAUUUUACACAAACCAAACUAGAAAAAAAAUAUCAUAAACAGAAAGUUUUUUUUUCUUCUUCAUUUUGAGAGAGGAUUAACAUUGUCACAUUUCUGAGACCGCGAUAGACUCGUAUCCUUUUAAGAUUAUGCAACACGUAUAUCAAAGGGAAGCAAGAGCGAUAUUAACUCAUUUACUCUUAUAAUUAAACAACACAGACCUAGGAGCAAAGAAAGGGCACAAUGCUUUUGAUUCACGACACGAAAUUCUGUUUCGUUUAUUCUGCCAUCUAUUAGUAUAUACAAGUUGCGUGUGUGU
This is a messenger RNA of Penaeus chinensis, 3201 nucleotides long. Its product is annotated as olfactory receptor 49-like. Gene Ontology annotation, biological process: G protein-coupled receptor signaling pathway. Gene Ontology annotation, cellular component: membrane. Gene Ontology annotation, molecular function: G protein-coupled receptor activity. The transcript is spliced from 2 exons. The coding region runs from base 628 to 1581 and encodes 317 amino acids. The record is from RefSeq and is a predicted model, not a curated record. Lineage: Eukaryota; Metazoa; Arthropoda; Malacostraca; Decapoda; Penaeidae.